Molecule: messenger RNA, 2811 nt
Organism: Arachis duranensis
Lineage: Eukaryota; Viridiplantae; Streptophyta; Magnoliopsida; Fabales; Fabaceae
Exons: 2
Coding region: 52-2535 (827 amino acids)
Molecular function (GO): protein binding
Source: RefSeq, a predicted model, not a curated record
UCCAUCACAUGUUGUAGUAUAUAUAUAUAUAUAUAUUAGUAUUUUUUUCCCAUGAUGGAACAUAACCGUUCUGAGGAAGGAGAUGGAAGCAUUCAUGUACAAGUUGGUGAACUCCAGAGGCUCAGCAAUGCCUACAGCAGCACAAGCAACACAGUUUUCGAGCCGCGAAGCAGCAUAGGAACGAGGGACAGCAAUGGUGCUGAUGUGUCUUCAGCAACUUGUGGAGUUGCUGCACCAGAAAAGAAGCUUACCCUUUUUGCUCUAAGGCUUGCAGUGCUUGAGAAAUCAGCAACUGGCCUUGGAACUCUUGGAUUCAUUUGGGCAACUGUUGUUCUCCUUGGUGGCUUCGCCAUCACGUUAGAGAAAAGCGACUUUUGGUUCAUCACAAUCAUACUAUUGAUUGAAGGGACUAGAAUCUUCAGUAGGAGCCAUGAACUUGAGUGGCAGCACCAAGCAACAUGGUCUAUUACUGAUGUUGGAAUCAACAGUUUCAAGAUUCUAAGGUCAACUUCAACCUCAAUUUUUCAAAGCAUCAAGAGGCUCUUCAUUAGGCCUAUCAUUGGAUCAGAACAGAGCAAACAGAGGAUUGACAGAGUAGUUAAUCCAGAGGAGAAGAAUUUCGCAAGGACGGCGACACGAGUGUGGAUUAGCUCUGAUGUUCCUCUUCUUCCAUAUGUUGAAUGGUUUUCCCUUUCAAGGAAUAUCAGCAGGAUUCUCUAUUGGCUUCAGCUUCUAUCUGCAACUGCUUGUGUUGUUCUCUCAUUGAUAAAACUCAUCAGUCAUGAUUAUGGAGAAGUGGAAAAGGGAGACACUGAUAAGAGGAACCGAAAAUCUGCGCUUUUUAUAUUCUACUCUUUGGCUCUGGCUGAGGCAUUGUUGUUCUUGGCAGAGAAGGCUUAUUGGGAAUGGAAAAUAAGUUACUGCAAAUUGUUGGAAGAGGUUAACAAAGAGUGUGAGUUGGGGCCAACAGGCAUGGUUUCUAUUAGGAGAUUCUUUUAUGACUCGUAUUCGAGGUGUGUCAAUGGAAGCAUAUUUGAUGGCUUGAAGAUGGACAUGGUUACUCUUGCUAUGGAUUUCUUGGCCUCAAAUUCUCCUGAUGAGCAGCUCAUUGGGGCUAGAAUACUUCGCCGGUUCGCAGUGAGUGCACGAUUUGCUGAUGACACUCUUCAGAAGAUUGGAAUUUCAGUAAUUGUUGUGGAGAGACUAGUUGAGAUGUUGAAUUGGACAGAUCAGAAUGAUGAAGAGAUUAGGCUUUCGGCUGCAGAGAUUUUAGCUGAACUAGCAGGCAAGAAGCAGAACUCGCUUCGCAUUGCUGGGAUACCUGGAGCUAUGGAGUCAAUAUCAAGUCUUCUCCAAACUAACAGGCAUUCUAAUCCUGCAGCUGAUGAAAUUGGAGAAAAGAAGCUCAUAUUUGAUCAUCCAAACUAUGGAUUCUGGACAUUUAACCAACAUGGACUCCGGAUUUUGAAAAAACUCGCACGCGAUCAUGACAACUGUGGAAAGAUUGGAAACACAAGAGGCCUGCUACCCAAGAUCAUUGAAUUCGCACAUGCCGAAGAAAGAUUGCUGAAGAAUGUGAAUGUCACUCCUUCACAAGUUGUGACUGUGAAGAGAUCACUUCAGCUUAUGAAGAUGCUGGUUAGCACAACAGGCUCAACUGGGAAACAACUUCGAAGAAAGAUUUCUGAGAUAGUUUUCACAAUCAGCAAUAUCAGAGAUAUUCUGAGGUAUGGAGAGAACCACCCUCUUCUACAGAAACUGAGCAUUGAAAUUUUAACUAGUCUUGCUUUGGAAGAGGAUGUGAAGGAGCGAAUUGGAGGCACAGGUGGAAUACUUAAGGGAUUGUUCAACAUAUUCUUCAAACAGAACAUUCCUGAAAAUCAGAUAGAUGUAACAACUGCUGCUGGAGAGGCCUUAGCAAUGCUGGCAUUAGAAAGCAAGAUGAAUUGCCAUCGAAUUUUGAAGUUGAAAGUACUCGAAAAGCUUGUAGAUUCAUUGAAAUCUCCGAUGCUUCGUGUCCAUGCUGCUAGGAUUCUUAGAAAUCUAUGCUCCUACAGUGGAUCAGAAUGCUUCAACCAGCUAAAGGUUGUUACAGCCGCAGCACCAACAAUACUUCUGGCAAUCAAAUCAGAAGAAAACAAGCUACAAGAAGUCAUGGUUGGAUUAGCAGCAAAUGUUUUCACAUUCAUGUCCUCUCAGGAAUCAAGCUAUGUAUUUCAAGAAGCUGGAAUCACUGAAGUUGAACUGGCAAGUAUACUAGUACAUAUUCUCAAGAAGCACAAGUAUCCAGCAACAAAGGUGCCGAGGAUAAGGAGGUUUGUGAUAGAGUGUGCAAUUUCGAUGAUGAAAGACAAAGCAGAAAACAUAGAUACCUUCAAGCAUAUGGGAAUGGAGAAGGUACUGGAAGGUGUAUUAGAAACCACAUCAGAGCUUGAAAGCUUCAAUGUUUUCUCUGGUACUGUUGGAUUGAACAGGCACAAUCUAACAAUACACUCACUGGUUGAGACAGCCUUGAAGUUGCUGGAAAACAGGUGAAGUAAUACAUCACUUUUGAACCAUAUUGUAAAAUCAGUAAUCCAUGUUAACCUUGAGCAAAAAUUGUAAAUUUGUAACACUGUACACUGUUGUUUGUUUUGUGUAAAUGUAUAUUAUCCCACAUUAAUUUUGAUUUUGGUUUUUGGUUCUUAUGGUUAUUUAUUUAUUUUUUCCUCUAGAUUUUGAUUCUUCAGUCAAAGAAUCAAUGCUUUAUUGAUUUGUAUCAGUAAGGACCAAUUAUUAAUGAAAAUCCAGGAGGAACACUUUUCAGUGCUA